AAAAUCUCUCUCUCUCUCCCUCUCACUGUGUAAACGAAACGACAAUAGAAACAUUCCCAAACCCCUUACUCUUCCCUCCACAGUUCCCUAUACCCAUUUCUCUGCUCCAUUAUUUCAUCCAAAAAAAAUUGUCUUUCACGUUACUACAAGACAAAGUUGGGUCCUUUUUCUGAGUUGGGUCGUUUGGCGUUUUGGGUUUUGGCGAUGGCUCGAAACCCAAGAGUCGUUGCGGCUUUUAAUGCAAUGAAGCGUUUGGAUAUCCCACCUGAGAAGGUGAAACCCGUGUUGAAGAAGCUAUUGGUGCUGUACAAUAUGAAUUGGGAUUUGAUUGAAGACGGGAAUUAUAGAACACUCAUAGACGCCUAUUUUGAGCUCAAUGAAGGUGGUGCCACUAGUGGCAAAGAUGAGGUUGAAGAUGAUGAAAGGUCACCAAAAAGAGUUAAACAACAGAGUUUAGUAGAAGGAAAAGGGAAGGAACCCAUUUCUUGUGGUGAUGAUGAUGUGGUUGGUGGAGAUGAUAUUGAUGUUGAUGAUCAUGUUGAUGAUGAUGCUGGUGGUGGUGAUGAUGCUGUGUGUAAUACUACUAUUACUAGUACUGAAAAUCCAAUGCUGUAUCAACCCAUUACAGUUCUCCCUCCUCCAGCUCGUCCAAGGUCCUCAAAUGGUUCAACUGCGAAACCUAUUGUCAAGGUUCUGCCUCCUCAUUAUGUGCUUCUUGGCGAUGACAAUGACAAUUCAGUGGGCACUGGCCAUACAAGCCAUGAGACUGAUUUUGGUAUUGCUUCUUCAUCCUUGGGAGGAGUGAAAAUCUUAUUGAAUUGUGAUUCUGCACUUCGUCAAAUGAAUUUUCGUAUUCCAAAGUUAGACUCAGUUCUGAAAUAUGUGGAGGAUAAAUAUUUCAGAUCAGGGAAAAUUGUUGGGCCCCAGUUUUCUGUGAGAAUGUUGUUGAAGGAUUUGUGUGAAAGUUAUUUGAAGCUGGGUACAAAUUCUCCUGAUAGAUCUACUGCUGUUAACUCUUCUUCUGAUGUGAUUAUAGAUGUCCGUGAUGCCUCACGUAUUACUGGACCAAAGAAGAGAGCUUUUGCAGUACGUACUUCUGAAACAGAUUCAAAUCGAAAGGGUUCAGGCAGUUCUAGGCAUACAAAUUCACGAAAUCUGGUUCAUGAUGGGAACAGGGCCUUCUGUAAUAUACUUGACAUAACAAAAGGUGCAGAAAAAGUGAAAAUAUCAUUGGUUAAUGAAGUUGGCAGGGAGCAGCUCCCAAAAUUCAAUUACAUUCCACACAAUAUAAUUUAUCAGAAUGCUAAUGUAAAUAUUUCAUUGGCUCGGAUUGCGGAUGAGGAUUGCUGUGAGGAUUGUUCAGGAGACUGUCUUUCAUCAUCAAUUACUUGUGCAUGUGCUCGAGAAACUGGUGGAGAGUUUGCUUACUCGCCACAAGGCCUGCUGAAAGAAGAAUUUCUAAGCGCUUGUAUCUCUAUGAAGCGAGCACCUCAAGAUCACCAUUUUGUUUAUUGUCAAUACUGCCCAUUAGAGAGGAUGAAGAAUGAGGACAUGCCUGAACGAUGCAAGGGCCAUUUGGUCCGUAAGUUCAUUAAAGAAUGCUGGAGAAAAUGUGGAUGUGACAUGCAGUGUGGUAAUCGAGUAGUGCAGAGAGGCAUAACACGCAAGUUGCAGGUGUUCUUGACUCCUGAAGGAAAAGGAUGGGGUAUCAGAACACUUGAGGACAUCCCCAAAGGAGCCUUCAUAUGUGAAUAUAUAGGGGAAGUACUAACCAACAUGGAGUUAUACUAUCGGAUUCUGCAAAGCAGUGGCAACGAGAGACAUACGUACCCAGUAACACUUGAUGCCGAUUGGGGCUCAGAAGUAGUUUUAAAAGAUGAGGAGGCACUUUGUUUGGAUGCCACAUGUCAUGGAAACGUUGCAAGGUUCAUCAACCAUAGAUGCUUUGAUUCGAACUUGAUUGAUGUUCCAGUUGAAGUGGAGACUCCUGAUCGUCACUAUUAUCAUCUUGCCUUUUUUACUACAAAGAAAGUGCGUGCUUUUCAAGAACUGACAUGGGAUUAUGGGAUAGACUUUGCUGAUGAAAAUCAUCCCAUUAAGGCAUUUCAAUGUCGUUGUGGAAGUGAAGUCUGCCGAGACAAGAAACAUAAAAGGAGCUAGAUCAAUGGGUAUAACACUUAGAUGAAUAAUUGACAAGAUCAUUUUCUGAAGGACAAUUCUCUUUUUUCUGCAACUUCCUACCAAUUAAUACAGAAGUAACUACAAGAACUUUCAUGAAGAGAGAUUUUUUUUUUCCAAAGAUAAAGUUUUGGAGAUGUCUGAGGAUAUUUUGGGAAGUUUAACGAUGAUAUGUUUCACUAUAUCAUACAUAGAGCUUUUGAAUUUCUGUAGUUGUCCCUGUCAAUGUUAGAGCGGAAGCAGCCACAUGGAGAGUAUUUGUUUGUUUUUGGCUCAAGUCCCUCACACAUUUGUUAUAGCAUACCACAUGGACCAGAAUUGAUGCAUGUCCUACAGCAGACAGACAUUUUUAGGUGUAGAUUUUAUGCUUUUUCCCUCCUUAGAAUUUUUUUUUUUUUUUUUGAGAAA
This is a messenger RNA of Quercus robur (English oak), 2586 nucleotides long. Its product is annotated as histone-lysine N-methyltransferase SUVR4. The record is from RefSeq and is a predicted model, not a curated record. NCBI's taxonomy places the organism in Eukaryota, Viridiplantae, Streptophyta, Magnoliopsida, Fagales, Fagaceae. The coding region runs from base 205 to 2160 and encodes 651 amino acids. The transcript is spliced from 9 exons. Gene Ontology annotation, cellular component: nucleus. Gene Ontology annotation, molecular function: zinc ion binding; protein binding; histone methyltransferase activity.